Parascedosporium putredinis is the source of this 504-nucleotide messenger RNA. The record is from the annotation of a GenBank genome assembly. NCBI's taxonomy places the organism in Eukaryota, Fungi, Ascomycota, Sordariomycetes, Microascales, Microascaceae.
AUGGCACCGAAGAUCGCUAUCGUAUAUUACUCCAUGUACGGCCACAUCAAGCAGCUGGCCGAGGCAGAGAAGCGAGGCAUUGAGAAGGCGGGUGGCACGGCCGACUUGUACCAGAUUCCAGAGACUCUCAGCGAUGAGGUUUUGGGUAAAAUGCAUGCGGCUCCUAAGGCGACCGAUGUGCCGGUUCUCAACGAUCCUAACACUUUAGCCGGCUAUGAUGCAUUUUUGCUCGGAAUCCCCACCCGUUAUGGCAAUUUCCUGCCCAGUGGAAGGCCUUCUGGGAUAAGACAGGCGGCCUUUGGGCCAAGGGUGGCUUCCAUGGAAAGUUGGCUGGCAUUUUUGUCUCCACUGGCACUAUGGGAGGUGGUCCGCGGGGGCUCCCCUUGGGGUGCUGGCACCUUUGCGGCUGCAGACGGCUCUCGGCAGCCUAGUUCCAAGGAGCUGGAGGUCGCCGAGAUUCAGGGCCAAGAAUUCUUCCAGACUACCGCUAAACAUUUCGGUUGA